Molecule: messenger RNA, 2082 nt
Organism: Hibiscus syriacus
Lineage: Eukaryota; Viridiplantae; Streptophyta; Magnoliopsida; Malvales; Malvaceae
Product: protein DYAD-like
Exons: 9
Coding region: 1-2082 (693 amino acids)
Biological process (GO): reciprocal meiotic recombination; meiotic cell cycle; meiotic sister chromatid cohesion
Source: RefSeq, a predicted model, not a curated record
AUGGAGAGAAGAUCGCCUAAUCGUGAUGAAGAAACAUCUGCUGCUACGAAUCUCUCAGAGAUGAUUCACUUGAAAAGGCAAGAAUCAGAGGAGUGGUCUAAGGUCGCUAAAAUGAGGUUUUGUUUAGGUUCUUCACCUGAUUCUACCUUUGAUGCUGUUUCUCAUAUCAGAGUUGGGUCUUACUACGAAAUUAACCAUUCCAAGCUUCCCAUCAAAACCCCGGACCAACUCAAGUUAGUUCGUGUUAUCAUGGUGAGUAAGAAGUCCAAGUGCAGCGUGUCGUUGAGGUAUCCAAGUAGGUAUUCUCUUCGAGCACAUUUCAGCCAGCGGAACCGGACGAAAGGGGAUACAAAGAUGUUGCCUACACUGGAUGAACAGUAUGCCAUGGUAUCGGAGAUAGCUGGGGAUGUUUUAUAUCGGAGGAUCCCACCACAUGAACUAUCGGUGCAAAGGAAUCAAUGGAGGUUUUGGGUAAUGGAGGUUUCUCCCAAGGAACAAGAAAUAGGGAAGAACCCAAGCCCAACUAUCAUUACCAGCUAUGUCAACAUGGUCCUUAAGCAAGGCUUGUGCUGGUCUGAGUUGCUAUCCGGAGGGAUGGUCCGGUGGGGUCGGCGUAGACUGGUUAGGUUCUUGAGUCCACACGUGCAGGAGACGUGGACAGGAAGUGUCCAAGGACAAGAGGAGGAAAAGGAAAAUGAAGAAGAAGAUGAGGAGGAGGAGGAGGAAGAGAUCAUUAUGGGGGCAGAUAGGAAGAGCUCUAAGAGGACGCUCCAUGGAGCAAGCUUAAGAGCCCAUAUGGCAAAGAAACUAAAGCAUGAAAAUGAUCAGCAAAUUAUGCUUUACAAGCCAAGCAAGGGAAGAGAAGUCAAGAACUCCAUAGAAAGAUGGUCUGUUCACCGGUAUAAUUUAGCUGAGAAAAACAUGUUGAAGAUUAUGAAGGAGAAGGGAGCAGUGUUUGGGAACCCAAUACUCAGGCCAGCAUUGAGACUAGAAGCUAGGAAGCUGAUAGGGGACACUGGUUUGUUGGAUCAUUUGCUGAAGCACAUGGCGUGGAAGGUGGCUCCUGGAGGUGAAGAAAGAUUCAUGAGGCGCCAUAAUGCUAACGGGGCAAUGGAGUAUUGGUUGGAGAGUGCUGAUUUAAUGAAAAUCAGGAAGGAAGCUGGGGUACAGGAUCCUUAUUGGACCCCACCUCCUGGUUGGAAGCUUGGUGAUGAUCCCACCCAGGAUCCAGUAUGUGCUAGAGAGCUCAAGGAGCUUAGGGAAGAGAUAGCCAAGCUAAAAAAGGGCAUGAUGGAGAACAAAAACACUGAAGAAAAUCUAGCUCUUGCCAUCACCUCGAAAUCUUGUGCUGCAAGCCAAAACAUGGUUCGUGAAGCCAAUAUGUUACUCCCGUUGAAGGAAAAGUACAUGGACUUGAUGAAAUUGAAAGAUAAACUUGAGGGGCAGCUGGGUGAUAUUGGAAAAUCUUUGUGUGGAGUGGAGGAAGAGAUGGGGAAGCUGAAGUCUAAAGUGGAAGCUGCAAAUGCACUUCUGCUAAUGGGAUCAACAAAGCCGCCAUCAAGCACUGAAAGUGACAGAUCUGUACUGGCGAUAUCAGAUGAAGAAGUAGAAGAAGAAAAGAACCCAUCAGUUGCUAGAAAAAGAAGAAGCCCGGUUGUAACAAGAGAGGAGAAGGCAGCGGCAAAGAAUGAAAGGCUGAAAAGUGGGUUCAGGAUAUGCAAACCACAAGGGACCUUCCUGUGGCCAAACAUGGGACCAUCCAGCCCCAAUGGGGACCUAGCUCCGAUCACCACUCCUCCCGUUGUCAAAUACUUACACACAAAUGGUCUCGUCAUCAACCUGAAUGAGGUCCCUGGCAUUGGCAACCCCAACCCCCAAGAGAAUGGAUAUUGUGGGUCCCACACUCACAGCUCACCUUGUCCACUCACAUAUCAGAGAAGACAUACUUCCAUGCCACGAAUGAUACAUGGCGAGAAAGAGAAGGAGUCGAUGAGGGCGCCGCAAAGAGGAGGAGGAUACUCACCAAGAACAUGGUUGGCUCUUUCUACUCCUACCCCUUUAAUCAACAAUAGGCGAGUCUAG